Messenger RNA from Naumovozyma dairenensis CBS 421, 2949 nucleotides. It is a transcript of the gene SPC105, whose product is annotated as kinetochore-microtubule binding complex subunit SPC105. Bases 1 to 2949 code for a protein of 982 amino acids. NCBI's taxonomy places the organism in Eukaryota, Fungi, Ascomycota, Saccharomycetes, Saccharomycetales, Saccharomycetaceae. The record is from RefSeq and is a predicted model, not a curated record. The transcript has a single exon. Gene Ontology annotation, biological process: mitotic sister chromatid biorientation; protein localization to kinetochore; mitotic spindle assembly checkpoint signaling.
AUGGUGAGUAGCAGCCAGCCAUUAAACGGAGAUAGAGCCCCAAAAAGAAGUAUUUUGAAACAAAGUUCUAGCCAAUCAUUCGAGCCAGUACAGGGGUAUGAUUUUCUUGAAUCAAAUUUCCAACUUCCCAGCCAUCCACUUUCGAAGGAUGAAAUAUUAGAUGCCAAUAAUACUACCUCACGAAUCAAUACGCUUAAAUUACAAAAUAAAGUUAAUCGAAGGGUCUCAUUUGCACCUGAUGUCACUUUACAUAGUUUUGAUUUUGUUCCAGAUAGUAAGUCAUCGAAUAGAAGAGAACCGAGGAGAAAACCACAUGAUGAUAUCGUUACUUCUACUCAAAAGAAUGAACCUAAUACACCAAUACCGGAUACUGGACACUCUAUGGAGAUGGCAGGUAUUAUUCAAAGGCCUUUAAAGAGCUCGACCGCAGAAUCGAAACUUGAAGAAGGAAAAGCUAACUUGGAAUAUGGCACUCAUCAAGAUAUACCGAGCAGCUUACCUGUCAUCGAAUCAGAGCAUGAAGAAUAUAGUGAUAAUGUCGAUGACAGAAAUGCAGAGAGUAUGGAAUUUACUGGGCCGCAAGAGGUUCUUGAUACACAAGUAGAACCAUUGCAAUCUACUCAAGAAGACAUGUCUAUGACAGGGAUUCAGAAGUUUGAUGAAUCUCAUAAUAGUAAAAAUGUACCUACCGAAGAACAUAACUCAUUCGUACAUGGGAAAGCUGAAGAACCAAUGGAAUUAACAGGGACGUUCAAUGUCUUGAGUAAGCCAGACGUGUCUGACACUGCAGAAUCUCAACCAAUGGACAUUACAGAGAUUUCAAAUCCUCAGAAGGAAUUAGAAGGUGUGAUUGUAUCUCCAUCUGCUUCGCAACCAAUGGAACUUACUCAGAUUAUGGGUACUGUACCAAAAGCUACUGUUGAAGAAAUAUCUCAAGGAAAUAUGGAUUUCACACAAGUUUUCUCUAAGCCUCAAACAAUACUGAAAGAACCACCGAAGCCCGAACUACGUAUCCAAUCAGGUCCAGAUAUAUCUAUGGAUCUGACUGGAGUAAUGGACAAAAGUUAUAAUCCUUCGAGCGUUGAAAAUAUAGAUAAUAAAAAUAAUGAUAAUAUUAAUCAAAAUGUCGAAGAAGAAGGAGAGGUGAUGGAGUUCACUCAACCUGUGGAGAAGAAAAUAGCCAUUCUACCAACAUCACAAGUUAUAAAUAACGAUGUCCAAGAUGAUGAUGACGAUGCCAUGGAUUUGACUCGUAUAUCGUUUUCUAAUCUACCCGUUCGUGGUAAGGAAGCAGUAGAUAGAAGGAAAUCAUUAAUUCCAACCUCCAACAAAAGAAGGAAGUUGAAUAAUGAUGAAUUAUUCAUACAUCCGAACGCGACGCCAAUACCAAUUGAAGAACAAGAAGAGAUGGAAUUGACGUCCAUGGAAAGAAUGUCUCCCAUUCGUUAUGAAGACAUGAAUGAUUCAAGCAAGAUGAAUAGUCAAAUCCCGAGCCUUGAAACUAAGGAAAAGGACAGAGGUAACGUUACGUAUUCAUUAAGAGAAUUUCUUGAUAAGACUGACGUUAGUUUUUUAAUUGACCCAGGAAAAGUUAAACUGAAAGAUAAGAAAAUUACAUUCAUGUAUAUGGACUCGAAUAGCUCUGAUAUUAGUUUACCAAUCAAUAAACUAUAUAACGCAUUAUAUGUUGAUGUUCCGGUUCUUGAGAUGAAUGCGUUUAUAUGCAAAGAAUUAUUCAGAAAGAUCUCUCAAUCCAAACAAUCAUUUGAGGAUUUAGAAACCCAAAUCAGUUCUUCCGUUCCACCAUUAUUACUAAAGGAAUAUUUCACUUCUAGCGAAGAAAUGAAAAAAUUAAUGAAUGACCAGAUGCAACUAGUGAAGAUGUACUCGAAAUUAGAAGCUAAGAAAGCAUGGUAUGAAUGGAGAAAACUACACCUAAAUGGUAUCAAAAAUGUUCUCAUAGAGAAUUUGGCAUUACUACAAGAGGAAUUAGAAAGAACUAAAUCUAGUUUGCAAAAACUUUAUGAAACUAGGAAAAGAAUUGAAGAAAUUAAAGAUUCCUUGAAAUAUGAAGUAAAAUUAUUGAAAGAAAUGCCACCAAAUAGUGUCGCAAGUGAACCAACGUUAGAAGAUAAAGUAAAAUUAGCAAGUUUGAAACAAGAAUUAAUUGCUCAUAAAAUAACGUUAGAGUCACUUCCAGAUCUUCAGAAAAAGAAUGAUGCCAUACGGCUGGAGAUCGAAGAGAAAACAAAUAAGUUAUCAAAGCUUAAGGAAGAGCUUUCACACUUGGACACUGAAGAUAACACCACGACAGCGUUAUUAGAGAAAGGCGAUAUUACAGUUUUGAGUGCAAAAUUAAAAUACCUUGAGAAGAUGCUUCAUGUUAGAGCUACUAGGUUCGUUGGUUCUUUACUUACUUUAGAAUUUGAUCUUGAUGAUGGUUUAAUAGAAUUAACAAUAAAUAUUUCUAACAUUGGGCAAUAUCGAACUAAGAGUAUUGAAAUUGCCGAAAAUGUGCUUUUGUAUAGACCACUGUUGGAAUGUUAUUUGCGCCACGUUGAAUCUAUAAUUUCUAAGAAGAGUGUUCAUACGGUGACAGAUUUCUUUUUCACUCUCUAUGUUUAUAUGAGAAAGUUUUCCAAAUUAUUAAAGGAGUAUAACUUAUUAAAAAUGGUAUUUCCCGUUAAAGUAAUUGAACAAAAUGACAAGGAGACGAUAUUUGAGAUUGAAGAUUUUGAUUUCAACAAUCGUAAUAAAUAUAUAUAUCACUUAUCAAUGAAAUCAUUUAUUAAUGCAGUAUUCAAUGAUAAAUCGGUUCUUCCAAUCGAAGUCAAGAUAAUGAAAGGAUCUCAAAUAACGUCCAAUGUCCUCUCUUCGAGGCUUAUACAAAAAGGUAGAAAGGUUCUGCCAUGGUUAGAUAAGAGCCGCGUAACUAUUACAAUUAUAUAA